AUGUCUUCCUCCAACUCUGCGGUCUGGCUUUUAGAAGCGGGCGGACAGUUCGUUGUCCAAGAGGCCCCAUUGCCUAGCCCCGGUCCUGAUGAAGUUUUGAUCAAGAACAAAGCUGUCGCGGUCAACCCCAUGGACUGGAAGAUCCAGAUCUAUGGACCGCACUUACCUUUCCCCAAAAAGUAUCCCUUUAUCCUCGGCGCCGACGUAGCCGGAGAGAUUUACGAAGUGGGCCAAGACGUAACCACCUUCAAAAAGGGAGACCGAGUAAUAGGAGGAGCCAAUUGGUUCCUUACAAACGAAAUCAGGGACUCCGGCUUCCAGAACUACACAAUCUGUAAAGUCAACCUCGUGGCCCCCCUCCCGGACACCAUGUCCUUCGAAAGCGGGAGCGUCCUCCCUCUAGCCCUAUCAACGGCAACAAUGGGCCUCUACCCAGCUGGCCGGCUUGAACUCCCCUUACCCCUUACCCCCAAAGCAAGCCCCAUCAACAAGGUCAUCCUCGUCUGGGGCGGCUCAUCGAGCACCGGCAGCGCAGCGAUUCAAAUGGCAGUAGCAUCGGGGGCCACCGUCAUCGCCACCGCGUCUGCGAAGAACCAUUCCUUCGUGCAGAGCCUCGGUGCCGCCAAGGUGCUGGAUUACCACGAGGAUAGCAUCAUUCAGGACCUGAUCCAGGCUAUUCGGGAUACUCCUGGGGAAUUUCUGGGUGUCCUGGAAGCUAUUGCGGAGGAGGAGACGAUCAGGAAAUGUGCGGACGUGGUCAAGGGACUUGGUGGUGGACGUGUGGUUACGAACUUGCCUGUGCCGGUUAAGGAUAUUCCGGAAGAGGUGGAGCUUGUUGGUGUUGUUGAUGUCGCGAAUCUCCAUGAUCAUAAGGAGAUCUCUGAGUAUGUUUGGGGCAAGUUUAUCCCUGAGGCGUUGAAGGAUGGGACGUUGAAGCCGGUUCCUGAGCCCUUGGUGGUUGGAGAGGGCUUGGAGAAGAUCCCUGAGGGUGUUUCUUUGUUCCAGAAGGGCAUCUCGGCGAGGAAGAUCGUUGUGACCUUGUAA
Aspergillus oryzae RIB40 is the source of this 1044-nucleotide messenger RNA. RefSeq names its product zinc-binding alcohol dehydrogenase family protein. Gene Ontology annotation, molecular function: oxidoreductase activity, acting on NAD(P)H. The record is from RefSeq and is a predicted model, not a curated record. The coding region runs from base 1 to 1044 and encodes 347 amino acids. Lineage: Eukaryota; Fungi; Ascomycota; Eurotiomycetes; Eurotiales; Aspergillaceae. The transcript has 5 exons.